UCUAGUGAGAAAGAGUUGAAACAGCAGCAAGAAUGACCACUCAAAAGCAAAGUUUUCCUUCCUUUGCUUCCAUCAUUUCACUUUUGUCGAUUGUGUUUUACUGUGUUGGGUUUAUUGGAGUUGAACUGGAGUUGAACGAUCACAAGGAAAGAAUACACGAUCUUGAAAGCGUGGCGGAGAUAACAUCGCCUGCAAACGAGCCACAUGUCCGGAUCAGCAAAGCUGUUUCUGAUAUCCAGUCCCAUAAACUCAACAGAAAUAAGCGAAAUGUCGACAACAAAACAGAAGACUUUCAAGAAGAGGAAAAAAUGGCCAAAAUCAACAAACUUUUACUUCAACUCUGUCACUCAAAGGAUUCCACUUGCACGUCAGGUCCACCAGGCCCUCCCGGUCCACCUGGACCUAAAGGAAAUAGAGGGCGACGAGGACAGAAAGGGAAAACUGGAGAUAAAGGGGAUAGAGGCAAAAUGGGAUCCCCAGGAAAGAGAGGAAAGCAAGGCAGUAAAGGACCCUUCGGGAUAAAGGGAGAGACUGGAGCCAAAGGGCAGAAAGGAGAAAGAGGAGGGACAGGCAUACCGGGAACCAAGGGAGAGCCUGGUCAAUCCAUUUCAUCUCCUACUGUAGUUGUUUCUCCUGCGACCUUGACGGUUAACGAAGGUAGAUCGGCCUUGUUUCAGUGCUCGACUAACGGCAAUCCCACGCCUACAACAGUGUGGGGUAAAGUGAACAAUGGAUCAGAACUCAGUCAAGCAGUGGUUUCAGGGAAAGCAUUGCUGUUGAGAAACGUGACAGGAAACGACUCGGGAAUGUAUCGGUGUUACGCUACAAACAUCCUUGGAAAGGAUCAGGCUACAGUGCAGUUAGAGGUCAACGUUCGUCCACGUAUUACUCUUUACCCUGGGAUCCUCCACGCCGUUGAAGGGAGUGACGUCACUUUUCCAAUAUGUCACGUGACUGGCCAUCCACAGCCUGUAGUCACAUGGAGCAAGUCAUUUGGUGGUCAUUUACCUCAUAGGAGGGUUCAGCUUAACAGCAGUGUGAUCAAACUUCUUAACGUCCGUAAAAGUGAUUCAGACACAUACCUAUGUACUGCCACGAACCUUGUAGGAAGUGAUGUAAAGAGAUUUGCCUUAAUCGUGGUAUCUUUACCACAGUUCACUGUCAAACCACCCGCGAAAACUAUUGCGUUUGCCGGCGACGCUUUGAUGUUAAAUUGCAGCGCCACUGGUGAUCCAAAACCAGUCAUGAAAUGGAAGAGACUUGGAUCAGCACUGCCUUUGGGAAGGAGCCAAAGGUUACAAGAUUCACUGAUUAUAAGAGAUUUGAAAGUGGAAGACUCGGGAUAUUACGUUUGUGUGGCCACAAGUGCAAAAUUGUUUACUGUAGACACUGUCAGCUACGUUGAGAUAAUUCCUAAAGAUCGAGAUUGUUCAGAUGUGUUAAAAUCAGGCCAUACUCAGAACGGAGUAUACUCUGUUAACCCAGAUGGUGAAGGACAAUUCAAUGUUUAUUGUGACAUGAGCACUGACGGUGGAGGCUGGACCGUGUUUCAGAGAAGACAGGAUGGCCGGGUAGACUUCUAUCGGGGAUGGCGCGACUACAAAAUAGGCUUCGGUCGGCUUACUGGCGGGUUCUGGUUAGGAAACGACAAGAUCCACAGACUGACGGCUGCUAGAUCAAGCUCUCUUCGAGUGGACCUAGAGGACUGGAAUGGAGUUAGAGCAUAUGCAAAAUACGGAAAGUUUAACAUUGGUGAUGAGCAGGCGCGGUAUCGACUUGAAGUGGGUUCAUAUUCAGGGACAGCUGGAGAUUCGUUAGAACAUCAUAAUAACAUGACGUUUUCCACAAAAGACAGAGAUAAUGACAUUAUCGGGAGUACUAACUGUGCUGUAAGAUAUACUGGCGCGUGGUGGUACUAUGGUUGCCACACGUCCAAUCUAAACGGAAGAUAUCUCGGAAAUCAAAAAGAUAGCCGAGGAGCCAGGUGGUUUCACUUUAGACGUACUCUUUCCCUUAAAUUCACAGAAAUGAAACUGAGGCCGUCACCAUAGAAACAACAACAUAACUAGGUUCAAACCACCUGCCGGUAUCGUAGGCUCAAUAUCACUCACUCGUUCACUCCUGUUAACAGAAACUUAAAUUCGAAUAAUUCUACCGAUUCAAGAACACAGGUCUAAAACAGUUUUUUCUGAAGCUUUAUGGUUGUUAAAUGUUUCGUUGUUUGUGAUAUGUUUACUCCUAUUAGUGACUUUACUCCCAAUACAUAACUGAUACUUUCACAUAACUCUAUUUAGCUAUUGGAAGAAAAGAAAAAGCAGUUUGAUUACUGAAUCAACAAUGUGAAUUAACAGGAACUAGUUUAGAAAACUUUUAAAUGGCACGUUAGAAAACGCUGGACACAUUGCAAAACUUUUAUCAAUUCGCAGCAUAACUAGAUUUAGUCGCCGCUGUCAGCAGCCAUGGAAGCCAUACCGUAGAACAAGUCAAGGUCGAGCUCGAAUUAAGUUCGAGUCACGAGUUAAGUUCGAGUCAAAUUAAUUUUUCCCUUUUUGUAAAAAUAUUGUAUCGAUAGGCGAUACACUAUCCUUAUAGUUGUAAAUAAUGAUAAUAAAAAACUAGCACCCUAAAAUUAGAUGCUCUUGUAUCCCUGGUGCAUCAUUUCGAUACAUAAAACAAACCAAAAGUAAAAAACGGGAAAAAUUUAGUCGAUAAGGACUUGACUCGUGACUCGAACUAGACUCGGGCUCGAACGUCACUCGGGCUCGAGUCUGACUCCAGCCACGGACAGUUUUGUUAUCUUUGUUAUCAGUUGACACUGACACUGAGUAUAGCCUGGCCACCAGCGAAUGGUCUUACUAAAGCUUAAUACUAUAUAAGCGAUAGCUACCCCUCUAUCCUCGAGUGUAUGUAAGUAUUAGAACUCAACUGGUUGUUACUAUGGUUCUAAGGUCUAAUUGAGGCUUUAGAUACUGGCUUGAUAUACUCCAUGUUAUUAGUGACCUAACUUACUCAACUUUACAUUAUCAUAAAGUAAGUUUGUUAAAGCGGUAUUAUACCAUUGAAUGUAGAGGUGCCAUUUAGAUGCUGCUAUGGGGGCAAGUCCCUUGCUUAAGGCCGUUAAAUACAUUUGCAAUAUUAAACGAC
Stylophora pistillata is the source of this 3144-nucleotide messenger RNA. RefSeq lists its product as uncharacterized. Lineage: Eukaryota; Metazoa; Cnidaria; Anthozoa; Scleractinia; Pocilloporidae. The record is from RefSeq and is a predicted model, not a curated record.